Messenger RNA from Ziziphus jujuba (common jujube), 731 nucleotides. Its product is annotated as cytochrome c oxidase subunit 6b-3. The record is from RefSeq and is a predicted model, not a curated record. Lineage: Eukaryota; Viridiplantae; Streptophyta; Magnoliopsida; Rosales; Rhamnaceae. Gene Ontology annotation, cellular component: respiratory chain complex IV; mitochondrion. Bases 234 to 572 code for a protein of 112 amino acids. The transcript has 3 exons.
UCGAUAUUUUUUUUUUUAUUAUGUACACUUUUGUACUCAUACACAGCAAGCUGAUAACUUUUUAAAAAAAUAUCGAAUUUGAUGUACCAUAGAAACUUAAUAUGUAUAUAUAUAUAUAUAUAUAUAUAUGGAUUUAUAUAUUCCACAAGAGGUAUGGAAUGCAAUUAUUUUGUUAACAAAAGGCAAAGCAAAUAGAGAAAAAGAGGUUAGUUAGAGAAGUAGGUUGGAGAUAGAUGUCGGCUUCGCAAGUAGAUCCACAUGACAAGAUGAGAGCCAGAGAUGUGAGCAAAGUGGCUCGUGGAGAGCAAGCUCCAAGGCCUGCCCAUGACUACGGUUCCAUCAACGAGGCCCCUCCUAAACCAUCCUCAUCACCAUCACCAUCUCUGCCCGCCGAACAACCCCGCCAUUGCUAUACCAGCUAUUUGGAGUACCACAAAUGCGUUAAGGAGAAGGGAAAAGAUGCACCAGAGUGUGAGAAGUUUGAAAGACAUUACAUGUCCUUGUGUCCUGUUGAAUGGAUUGAGAGGUGGGACGAGCAGCGAGAGAAUGGAACUUUUCCUGGUCGAAUUUAGAUUGGGAAAAUUAUUUUUAUAUAUAAAAAAUUUCUGUCUUCUUUUGUUUUUUAGCAUAAAUUGAUGAAUGUAGAUAUUGUUUCCUCAAAAUUCUUGCAAAAGUGAUUAAUGAUUGCUAUACCCACUUAAGUUGAUGAAUGAUGAUAUCAUCCAUUUCUA